This is a messenger RNA of Anguilla anguilla (European eel), 4318 nucleotides long. RefSeq names its product acyl-CoA-binding domain-containing protein 5A-like. The transcript has 13 exons. Gene Ontology annotation, molecular function: fatty-acyl-CoA binding. Lineage: Eukaryota; Metazoa; Chordata; Actinopteri; Anguilliformes; Anguillidae. Gene Ontology annotation, cellular component: peroxisome. The coding region runs from base 112 to 1656 and encodes 514 amino acids. The record is from RefSeq and is a predicted model, not a curated record. Gene Ontology annotation, biological process: autophagy of peroxisome; fatty acid metabolic process.
UUUAUUUGAUGUCUUUGUUUCAUUCCGUUGUUAGUAUCUGUGGUUAAAGUAGCCAGGGCUACGAAUGGUUUGUUAGAUACUUGGAUAGCUUUCACAUGCUAACCACUAUUUAUGUCUGCAUACAAAGGUCAAGACAUUUGCAGCCGACACUUAACAUUGUGUGUCACUAUGGCGGAAGAAAAACCAAUCUACGAGAUCAGGUUUGACGCGGCAGUAAAAGUAAUCCAGAGUUUGCCCCGUAAUGGCCCCUUUCAACCAUCAAAUGAGAUGAUGCUGAAAUUCUACAGUUACUAUAAGCAGGCUACUCAAGGGCCAUGCACAACUCCUAGACCUGGCUUCUGGGAUCCUGUGGGCAAAGUUAAAUGGGAUGCUUGGAAUUCUCUGGGAGACAUGUCAAAGGAGAAGGCAAUGAUUGCGUAUGUUGAUGAAAUGAAGCUGAUUCUGGAAACCAUCCCAGUGACAGAGCAAGUAAUGGAGCUGCUGGGCGUUCUGGGACCGUUCUACGACGUGGUGGAGAACAGAGUGGAGGAGAUUAAGGAAGCCUGUGAGGAGCCUGACCAGACAAGCGGCUUUGGAAAUGCCAUAACACCACCAUCAAAGAAUGGCCCCAAAAACAUUGAAAGCGAUGGAAAGGCGAAGGACAGCGAGGACGUCAGCAACACGAGUGUUGAUUCCGGGGGCAGCGAAGAGGAGGAGGAGAAGGAGGAUGAUGAUGAGGAGGAUGAUGAUGAUAAAGAAAUGGAGGAAGAAAAGGAGAUUUUGACGGAGAGGCUCAAGGUUGAGGAGUCGAUGGUGAAGUCCCAGGUUGUGCUGUCCAAUGGGAACGUGGAGCACAGCGUGUCGUCACUGACCAACGGCACGCACAGCUCCCUGAGCAGCGACUUCACGGAGGACGACCUGCAGUGCAUUCUGGAACCUGCGGUCCAGCUCUGCGAUACCAAUGGCCCGCUCAGCGAUCACAGUGAGGAGGUGACUGGUCUGCUGCAGCUUGCCAGCGAUUCGGAUGGGGAGGUGUACUGCGACUCCAUGGAGCAGUUUGGGCUGGAGGAGGGCUCUGUGGUGCUCGUUAACCACUCUCUGGAGACGGGCGAGGUGACCCACCCAUCCUCAGUGGCGCAGGGGAUUCCGGGAGAGGCGUGCAGGACGGACGAUCCCCAGGGGGGAGACGGCGGUGUCCAGGACGGCGGCGAAGACUGGGCGUCUGGCGGACCCACGGCCCAGAGGGGGAGACUGAGCACAGGCGAACACAACACCUCCUUGGUCAGGAGAGGAAGGGGUUCCAGGCUGUCUGGGUCGGGCUCUGGCGUGGGGCCCCCGGUCAGCCUGCUGGGCGGAGGGGGUGACGGAGAGCGCCGGGGGUCGGAGGGCGGGGUCGAGGGCACCCUGAACGAGCAGAUCGCCACGGCGCUGGCGCGGCUGCAGGAGGACAUGCAGAGCGUGCUGCAGAGGCUGCAGACGCUGGAAGCUCUGACUGCAUCGCAGACGAGGUCGUUAUCGCUGCAGCAGAAUUAUGCGCCGCUUCCAGGUACCAAGAAGCCGCCCUGGUGGCCUUUCGAUGUCCCCCCUGGCGCAGUGGCCUUCGCCGUGGUUUGGCCCUUCGUGGUGCACUGGCUGGUAUGGCUCUACUUCCAGCGACGGAGAAGGAAGAUGAACUGAAAACCGGGUGUCCCUACCGUAUGAGCCGCCAGUUCAACGAGAGGGUUUGAUGUCUCUUGUUCUAACAUGGGCAUUACUGUACUGCACCUCUUUCGCAUUUCUCUACUGUAUCUCUAUGCUUUUGCACUACAACGAUGGCGCUACUAGUAAGUUGUACCUUAUCAGCCUCUGCCAGUACCCAGUGUGGUAUCAAAGAAAAUUGUGAAUGCAAGGUAAACUUAUAAUCAUGCAAGCUCAUUUUUUAACACUGACCGGUGAUUCUGGUCAUUAUCACUUUGAGAAAUGGGUAGCAUUUAACCUGUGAAAGCCAGAAGUAGCUCUGUACGAAUGAGGGGAGUGUGGUUUAAUUGUAGUAAACCAUUGUGCAUCUCCCUAGAUUUAAAUUCCACCUGUACUUCCUUUGAGGCAUGCAAUUACCAGUUUGUAUCCUACUCUGUAAUGCUUUUUUCUACUGCAAUGACAACCAUGCACAAUCCUCUUGAGUUGCGCUCAUAUUGCAGCUAAAUUUAUCAUGAUAUAUCUGCAGAAUGUAGUUAAUUUUUUAUCGAGUUGCAUUUUUUAUCUAAUUAUUGUGUUGAUUUAAUAUAUUGUUGCUUAUUAUGACACAGGGAUGGGGUUAUACUGGUAAACUGCACUAAACCAUAAGCUAGUCCUUUGAACAGGGUGUACUUAAAGUCAGAGGAAGGCUUGAAGAUAAAUCUGUGGUACUGUGGGAAUGAAAGGAAUGAGAAAGCUGAAGGUUAGAUGGAAAAAAUGGCAGCAGAAUUCAGUGUCAGAGCAUAUGCUUGCUCUGAGAUAAAUAUUCUUAUCUGUGCACAAUGCUCCUUUGGGCUUCAAGUAACAAAAGUAUUUGUUUAUUUUAAAUUGUACAAUUUCAGAGACUUAAAAAUGAAUGCUUGCUUAAAUUGGUUAUAUACAUGGAAGUAUAUUUGAGUUUGGUUAAAUCUCAGCAUCAUAAAACUGAAGCUAGAAAGCCUUGUAGUGAAUGUCAGCCAUUUGCCAGCAUUAGCAUGGUCAGGCUUGGAUAACCACUUCAAGAUCAAUGACAAGGGUAGAUCCUUGCAUUUGUAGUAGUAAUUUGCAAAAAAAAAUUAAAUGCCAAAACAAUUGUAUAAUUCCUUGAGAGAAACUUAAAUAAAUAUGAAUUAUUUUCUUAUCUGAAACGAUUCAUAUGUCAGGAUUUCCCUUUGUGAGAAGACUAAAUGAAAUCAUUUUUCAGUGUCAGACAAAGCAGGAGGGGGAGGAAUAAUCAAAUUUAAAGGCCAGUUAGAGCAGUCAAGGAGUCCUUCUAGUUUUCUUGCAUCCUAUAGAUCCUUUAUAAUGCUCCCAUUUAUAAUCUAUUCUAGAUCUAGUGAUUGUGGUAGUGACUGGGAAGAAAAUGCUGCAUUUCUCUCUUGUGCCUUGUUCCAAUACAGUAAAGAGAGAGAGGGAGAGACAUGUUUUCCUCUGUAGCUGCUGAAUUGUUUUAUAAAGAGGCUUUUGCUAUGAGCUGGCUUGCAAUGUAAUUCUGCAAAAAAUAUUCAUGGAAGGCUGACUCAAGUUUAUUUAGAUUAAAUCACUUCUGAGAGUCCUCCUAAGGCCAAAUUCGCCAUAAUUUAGUGAUAUUGGAAAUCCUUUGAUUUUUAUAGAGUGGACUCUUCAGUGGGCUUAAACUGAACCAAAUUACCAUUUAGGAGCCUCCAUACCAAGCCCUGAGAGUGACUCUCAUCAGAAGUGUUUCUUCAAAGGGGCCCAUCUAGGCACAUGUCUACUGACAAUUUGUCCAUAUGCAAACUACUACUACUACACAAGUUGGCUUAAUCCAGUCAGAGAUGAGAAACAAUGGUAGAUUGAAGAAGCCACCAAGCCUUUAUUUAAAAUUUUAAAUCCCUGUGGGAUCAACCCAAAAAGAAUAAGCAGGGUCUGGGUCAACGUCCAGUUAACUGACUUUCUUUUCGGUGGUGUACAGUAGAGCCAAUGCACUGCGGUCCACAAGGCCCAGAAUGGCAUUUAUUUUUUAAGUUGCUCAUGUAUACCUAAAUCACUUGUCACAUGACUGCUUAUUCAGCUGAAGACUCAACCAUAGUUAGAAAUCCGCACCUGUUUUGGGCCCUAAAAGAUGGGAAUUAUCCAAGAAUGUUGGUCAGUUUUAUUCAGCAUCAUCCAUGUUGUAUUACAUAGCUUUAAAAAAAGUAUUCAUAAAGCAUUUUUGAUUCUAUAACAACGGGGCAGAAUUGGAAAGCACCAUUUGAACAGUAAUCUGUAGUAAGACUGUCAAACGUAUGAAUUGUCUUUGUUAUACUGUUUGAACUGAUUUUAAGAUUUAUGGUUGCAAUACUUUUUAAAUGUAUUUUUUUCCUAAUUCUCUUUAGGUGUAAAUUAUGUUCAAUAAUGUUAAUAGCUGUACAGAUCAGAUUAUUUAAAAAGGAGGAUAAAAGUGCAAUAUUUUAAUUGCAUUCUACUUUAUUGACAUAGAGUAUAAAGACCUAUAUGCAUUUAAACUGUAACAAGGCUGCAUCGGCAAUAGAACUAAUUGUAGAGUUCUAGUCGCCUCUGACAAUGCAUACUGCGUUUCUUUGUAAAUGAAACUAACCUGGUCCUCCUAUCCUCUGCCUUCAACAGGCAGGUGUUUAGCAUGACAAUUAAUACUGUCAAGGCAUGAAUAAAAUUUUCAUAAAACUUU